AUGUUCUCAGAAGUUGAUUCAUCAAAGAGCGAGCUGUUGGUGUUCGCAAUGAAGAAAAAGAUAUUCUGCGAGGGUUCACUGCUGGACGCUGUUCAACGUGCAAAUCUUUUCUCCGAUUGCAAGCAUUUCGUCGAUAUGCCGUUGAAGCAUGACGCAGAGACAACACUCGUACGGUGGGAAGCGUUACGGGCAGCCGGACCAGUGAGUGUAGAGCGUUUACGUGAAUUCAUCGACGAAUACUUUGACCAGCCAGAAGACGAACUGGUUGGUUGCGAUCCCAUUGACUGGAAUCCCGAUAACAAUGCUUUUAAUUCCAUCAAGGAUUCGAAUUACCGUUCAUUCGCGCUAGCACUACACAGGAAAUGGCCAACACUAUACAGAAAGAUUUCGGACAGCGUACAAAUGAAACCUGAGAGGUACUCAAUCAUUCCAGUUCCAAAUCCGUUUGUAGUACCUGGUGGAAGGUUUCGAGAAAUUUAUUACUGGGAUAGUUUCUUCAUAAUCAAAGGGCUUUUGGCUUCUGGUAUGUAUGUCACUGUCCGCGGAAUGAUCGAAAAUAUGCAGUACUUGGUUGAGAAGUUUGGCUUUGUUCCAAAUGGCAAUCGAAUCUAUUACUUAAAUAGAUCUCAACCACCUGUUCUUACGUGGUGUGUUCAUGCAUACUACGUGGCCACGAAUGACCUUGCUUUUGUCGAAAAACUUCUACCGACACUUCGAAAGGAGAUGGCGUUUUUCCAAACGAACAGAUCAGUUAUAAUGGACGGAUGGCCAAGCUCGCUGUAUCGUUAUCGCGUUGUUGUAGACUCACCACGUCCUGAAAGCUAUCGUGAAGAUAUCGAAUGCGCCGCACACUUGCAUGAAGAAGCUGAAAAGCAGAAGCUUUGGGGUGAUAUUGCUGCUGCAGCCGAGAGUGGACGAGAUUUCUCAAGUCGUUGGUUCGCUCAGACAGGACCGCUGGUGGGGAAAAUGGAAGGGACGAGGACCAGUGAAAUAGUGCCUGUUGACCUUAACGCAAUCAUCUGUGGCAAUUUGUUGUUGAUGGGAGAUCUUUACGAUGCAAUCGGUGAUAUCGAUGGCUCAAAGUGGUGUGCUCAAAUGGCCGAUUUGAUGAAGCAAACUAUUUACCAGGUGCUCUGGUACGAAUCAGCCGGAUGCUGGUUCGAUUACGAUACGGCAACAGGUCAACAUUUGUGCAUGUUCAGCGAUACAAAUUUCUUUCCGUUGUACACGAAAGCUACACAUCCAGGAUUCGAUUCACAGAGUGUCGUUGACUAUUUGCGUAGAACAGGGGUAUUAGAGUUUCCUGGUGGAGUACCGUCGUCACUCGUCGCUACUGGUCAACAGUGGGACUUCCCAAAUGCCUGGGCACCAACGAUGUGGAUUCUUAUUGAAGGUCUCCGUUCGACAGGGCAGGAUGAAAUUGCACUGCAACUUACAGAUAAAUGGGUGCGGAAGAAUUUCAACGUGUGGCGCACCAGUGGAGGGAAGAUGUUCGAAAAGUACAACGUUGUCACUUCAUGUAACAAAAUCGUGGGGGGUGGUGGCGAGUAUGAAACGCAAGAAGGAUUUGGUUGGAGUAAUGGAGUGUUGCUCGAUUUGUUGAUUACAUACGGUAGUCAGAUUUCCUGGACACCUACAGAUGAGUGCAUAUGCUGUGGAACGGACUGCAUAUGCCUUAUGUAG
Angiostrongylus costaricensis is the source of this 1683-nucleotide messenger RNA. Lineage: Eukaryota; Metazoa; Nematoda; Chromadorea; Rhabditida; Metastrongylidae. The record is from the annotation of a GenBank genome assembly.